AUGAUUUCGCCACAAUGUCCCGCACCAUCUACACCAAGGAAGAAGCAAAAGUAUGAACUUAAGCCCCACUUGAGUCCAGGCAAUCCAUUCCGCUCACCGCAAAAAGCCACAAAACAUUAUGAACAAAUGCAAACCUUUCCAUUACGCAGCACGGAGACAAAUGCCCCAUAUGAGUCUGACGUGAGUGAACCUGAGGAGAACGAACAGCCAGCCCCGCUAGAAAUGAGUGCUAUAAGCACCCCUGUGAAAGAAGCAUCGAACUUGGAACCCAUAUCGCUUUAUUUUACACCACGCACGAAAGCACGAAAACGUCUUCGUGGCGAAGAUGCUCUUACGCCGCCGAAUGACAAAUCCUUCCGAGCUCCCUCUCAAAACCGCACGGCAAAUGCACUCAUACAGAGCCCGAGGACAGUCCAGGUAUUUGACAAGCGUUCUUUCUCGCGCAUAUUCUCCGCAUCUCAUGAGCAGGAUCAUAUAAGAGAGCUUGCGUCGGUGCAGGAUGAGGACAUCCUCGGCCCUUCACCCGUGAAAGCAGACAAGCAACGAGAAUUUCGACCAAUCUUUUUGCCUCAGGCGACCCUGCCCCAGUCUCAAGAAGCCGUUCUUGACGAAGAUAUGUCCAGUGCACCAACUUCACCAACACUUGAUGCGACUCAGUCUCGUGAGACUGAGCCCGAGACAAACUUAUCUCAUCCACAUUGCCAAGAAAUGGCUCUCUGCGUUGACGACGACGCUGAUAAGAGCAUCAAGAUUUUGCCGUACCGUCGUUUUGGAUCCGCAAAGUCACCGACUCAGGAGCCAGAUGAUGCGGAUUUGAAUUUUCUAUUUGCCCGUCAUGAAGAAUCAGAGAAACGUGCAGAUGCGGGAUUAGAGUCAUCCGACGAAGUAGUUCAGUUCGGUGAUCGUCUUACGGAUAUUGAAAGCCAUACACUCACGCAAGCUGUUUUACACGGACAGCGAGUAACUUCUAAGCUUCGGGAGCGGAGUCAUCGGAUGGUCCAAGAUCUAUUUACGCCUCAUGCGUCAGGGUCCCAAUCCAGAAUAUCUACUGUUGUUCAGCGGCAGGGUCGGGCUGGUCUUGAUACCGAAGAAGAUAUCGCUUCUGAAGAAGGCGACAGUGAUAAUGAGGAAACUCAUGACGAUGAUUGGGUCAGCGAAACUAGUAGCGUCGACUAUGGCUGGGGAGAUGGCGGCAUGGAUGCUGAUGAUGUAGAAUAG
Malassezia globosa CBS 7966 is the source of this 1218-nucleotide messenger RNA. RefSeq lists its product as uncharacterized. The record is from RefSeq and is a predicted model, not a curated record. Lineage: Eukaryota; Fungi; Basidiomycota; Malasseziomycetes; Malasseziales; Malasseziaceae. Bases 1 to 1218 code for a protein of 405 amino acids. The transcript has a single exon.